AUGUCCUCUUCUCAGUGGACAUCUGUGCCACGGGAUUUUCCAUCUUCCGGCUUUAAGUUACUUGACUCGUCCGUAUUAGCAGGGUUAGGCUACAGAGUCACUUCCACUGUAUGGCAUGGUCGUGACUUGGUUAAUUCCAGCUAUGUUGCUUUGAAAAUAUACGUGACGGGCGAGAACAGAGAUGAUGAACUGAACGAACAUCCCAGUAGAAAAUUCAUUCGAAAACUAUUCGACCAUUUUAUUAUCACGGGUCCCCAUGGUCAACAUAUCUGUCUAGUUCACGAGCCUCUAGGGAUAAGUGCGAGUGAGCUGCUGGAAUGGAUCCCUGGCAAAGCAAUGACUCUGGAGGAUAUGAAGGUUUGUAUCCGACAGCUGACUUGCACAGAUCUCCAGCUAAAGAACUUGCUUCUUCCCACACCAAAGCCAGAGGCGCUGUCUAACUUUGAGGAAGAGGAGAUAAGAAGACCAUCGGCACGAAAGGUGCUUCAUGACCGUACAAUCUACACGUCCGCCCGCUUCCCUCCUGGAGACGGACUACCGCUUCUCAGUGAUCUUGGCGAAGCUCGGCUUAGCAACAAGAAGCAUACCGAAGAUAUCAUGCCAAAUCCUUACAGGGCGCCUGAAGUGAUUCUGAGAGCAAGCUGGGAUUAUAAAGUUGAUAUCUGGAAUAUCGCUAUGGUUGCAUGGGAUAUCGUGAGCUCCCCGACACUCAUCAAAGGCAGAAAUCCAGAUGGCAUUUUUGAUGAUCGUGCCCACCUUGCAGAACUGGUUGCACUCCUAGGAUGUCCACCACCUGACUUCCGUGCACGAAGCCAUCUCAGUUCUGUUUUCUGGGACGACUCCGGCACCUGGAAAGAACUAGCACCGAUUCCUGAUAUCACAUUCGAAUCUUUAGCUGCCAAUAUCAAGGGAGAAGACAAGGACGGGUUCCUACGAUGA
Aspergillus fijiensis CBS 313.89 is the source of this 939-nucleotide messenger RNA. Its product is annotated as U4/U6 small nuclear ribonucleoprotein PRP4. The transcript is spliced from 6 exons. NCBI's taxonomy places the organism in Eukaryota, Fungi, Ascomycota, Eurotiomycetes, Eurotiales, Aspergillaceae. Bases 1 to 939 code for a protein of 312 amino acids. Gene Ontology annotation, biological process: spliceosomal complex assembly; protein phosphorylation; regulation of mRNA processing. The record is from RefSeq and is a predicted model, not a curated record. Gene Ontology annotation, molecular function: protein kinase activity; ATP binding.